This is a messenger RNA of Rhincodon typus (whale shark), 3978 nucleotides long. RefSeq names its product heterogeneous nuclear ribonucleoprotein H3-like. The record is from RefSeq and is a predicted model, not a curated record. Gene Ontology annotation, cellular component: nucleoplasm; ribonucleoprotein complex. Bases 1330 to 2811 code for a protein of 493 amino acids. NCBI's taxonomy places the organism in Eukaryota, Metazoa, Chordata, Chondrichthyes, Orectolobiformes, Rhincodontidae. Gene Ontology annotation, biological process: regulation of RNA splicing. The transcript has 12 exons. Gene Ontology annotation, molecular function: RNA binding.
CGUUAGUAGGCGCUGUCGUGCUGUUGAGGCGAGUCGCAGGUAAAGAAAGAGAGGGAGAGAAAAGGAUCGCUUCAGUUCUGAUCGUCACUUCAUUGUCUACCCACCGCCAAAUAUCCGACUAGUCUUCAGGCGUUUCGUUCUUGAAAUUAUUGCGUACGCCACAUCAUACUUUAUCAUGGGAGUUGAUACUUCAAGAGUGUAGAAGAAAGGCGGGGUGGGGGAGGACGGGUCGGGUGUGGUGGUGAUAUUGGAACACGAGGCCGUUGUGAAGCGCGGCCGCCAUUUUAAUCGCGUUCGUUGAGGGGGUCCGUUUGUUUUGUAAUGGACGCAGGUGGCGGUUUUUGGCGCUGUUUGGUUCUCGAGUUAUUUUCGUUCGACUUUUAUUUACUUUUGAAGACGGGAAUGGCGGGCGUUUUAUCUUUAUUUCGAUCUUUGUCCGUGGUUGAAGGGAAAAAUAACUAAAUCUCAUCCGUGCUCAGACUCGAGCUUUGAUGGUAGCCCGGUUGGCUGAACCGGGGUGCCCCAGCUCGUUCUUUUUGCAUUCGCGAUGGUUUUCUAGCUGGUGUUUGCCACCCCACCCCCCAGCUUUCCCUCCCGGGCUUGCCACCAGUCCGCUUUCAGAGGUACUCUUGGACUCGGUAUUAACUCUAGUUUCUCCAUCUAGAGAUGGCUCCAGAUGUGUUCAGCAUGUUUUCUUUUUGUUCCUUGUUCUUUCCCGGAGUGGGCGAUGGGGUAUCUUCCCUUGCCCUACAUGGGUUACACGCGGUCUCUUAGUACCCAGUGUUAUCAGGGUUGGUGAAGUUAAUGAUUUGGGGCAAACGCAAUGAUUUGAGACUCCCCAACAAAUGCACGUCAGAAUUCCCGAUAAGGUCACGCAGAAAAAGCUACUUGGACCUUUUCCCUCUACCUGGAAUCGCAGUUCGGUGUUAGUUGUUGCUUUUGGAUCUUGUCACUUUUUGGAAGGCCAGUUGUUUUUCGUUUACUGAGUGAAUUUGGCUGUAGAUAUUAAGAUUUUUUUUUUCUCAUUCGCUCAUGAGAUGUGGGCUUCUCUGGUUAGGUCGGCAUUUACUGCCCAUCCCGAACUAUCAAUGAACUGAGGGCUAUUGCUGUGGGUCUGGAGUAACGUGUAUGCCAGACACGAAUGACAGGUGUCCUUCCCUAAAGGUGGACCAGAUACGUCGAUCAUCAGAUAAACCAUGAUUUCACGGCCAUCGUACAGCAUGGAAACGUCCAACCAGGCCAUUCUGACGAUAGUCUCAAAUAAAACUACCCCUGCCUGCGCUUGAGCCAUGGUCUGUCCAAGGAUUUCUUAUUCGUGUACUUAUCCAAAUGUCUUUUAGACAUUGCUUUCUUGUGGAGAGAUCUGUGUUACAGACAAUUACGAUGGAUGAAGAUUUUGUUGUCCGUGUCCGUGGACUUCCGUGGUCUUGCACUGCUGAUGAAGUGUUACGCUUCUUUUCAGAUUGCAAGAUAUUAAAUGGAACUGCUGGAAUACACUUCACCUAUUUAAGAGAAGGCCGCCCAAGUGGUGAAGCCUUUGUUCAGCUGGAAAGUGAGGAAGAUGUAAAACGUGCCCUUGCAAAAGACCGGGAAAGCAUGGGCCAUCGAUACAUCGAAGUGUUUGAAACUAAAGCCUCUGAAAUGGACUGGGCGCUAAAACAUGCUAACCCAAACCAAACUGAGUCCACGAGCGAUGGAACAGUGCGCCUCAGGGGCUUGCCCUUUGGCUGCAGUAAAGAGGAAAUUUUGCAGUUUUUCACAGGGUUGGAAAUCGUGCCAAAUGGGAUAACAUUGCCGGUGGACUACCAGGGGAGAAGCACGGGGGAAGCCUUCGUGCAGUUUGCAUCAAAGGAGAUAGCUGAAAAAGCACUGGGGAAACACAAGGAAAGAAUAGGGCACAGGUAUAUUGAAAUCUUCAGGAGCAGUAGAGGUGAAGUUCGAGCUUUUCAUGAUCCACCGAGAAGGUUAAUGGGUCAGCGGCCAGGACCCUACGACAGACCAAUGGGAGGUGCAAGAAGUGGCUACGGUGGUCCAGGGCCCAUGAGAGGAGACAUGUUUGAUCGAGCACGUAGAGGAGCUGGCUACGGUGGAGGUUAUGGCAACUUUGAUGAUUAUGGUUAUAAUGAUAACUACGGUUAUGGACGUGAUGGAUAUGGACACAAUGCCAGAGGUGGUGGAAUGAUGGAUAGAGACAUAUACAGGUGUGUAACUGAACAUUAUUGCCAUCUAGGCAUGGGCAGUCGUGGUUAUGGUGGAGCAGGCGAUGCUGGUCCCCUAUUUCAGAAUGGUACAGGUCAUUAUGUACACAUGAGGGGAUUACCUUUCAGAGCUUCUGAAGGAGAUGUUGCUGAUUUCUUUUCACCGCUGAUUCCUGUAAAGAUAAAUUUUGAAUAUGGCUCUGAUGGUCGACUCACUGGAGAGGCUGAUGUCGAGUUUGCUACUCAUGAAGAUGCAGUUGCUGCUAUGUCUAAAGAUAAAGCCCACAUGCAACACAGAUAUAUUGAAUUGUUCCUGGAUUCAACUGCCAACAUGGGAGCUGGGCCUGGUGGCUAUGGAAAUCACAGAAUGGGUGCAAUGGGCAUGAGUAUGGACCAUUAUGCAGCAGGCACUCAAGGAGGCUAUGGUCAUAACAGCCAGGGUAUGGGAAAUAGCUACGGUAAUAUGGGCAAUAGCUAUGGUGGAUAUGGAAAUCCUGGAAAUGCACGUGGAUUUGGUUAUGGUGGUAUGGGAGGAGGUGGAUAUUCGAGCAAUCCAAAUCAGCACAUGGGAAUGGGCAAUCUAGACACAAGCAUGGCUGGAUGGAGAAUGUAAACUUAAAAUUAUGCUCAUCAGGCCAUGAGCCAGAAGCUUCAAGAACCCAAACUCUUGCCACAAUUUCAUAAUGGAUGACCAAUGCAGCAGUGUUGCUGUUUGUUUUCUUCAAAACCAAAAGCAGUAAUAUUUUUACUAAUAGAGCUACUUUGCAAUUCUUUUUAUUUUUUUACAUGUUUUGGUGUAAAGCCCAUGUUUGCCCAGGCUUGGGUAACAUUGUUUGAAGCUUCGGGUGUUAGACCUGAUGGAGAGUUAAAACUUCUUUUGAUAAUUUUGGACUUGAAUGAAUGUGGCAAAUCAAAGUAAACAUCUGGUUCAAAGCCUUCUUUUGAUGAAUUCUUACAUUAUUAUUUUAACUAAACUAAAUCUAACAUUGGAUCAUCUUUUAAAACAUUCUCAGAUGAGCAAGUUGUGUGAUUGUGAAUAUUUUUUUUACUUCGGUGGUACCAUUUAAAAAUGAAACUGGGAGAGAUUUAGUUAACCAGAGGACCACCACAAAAUUUCCACACUUUGUUCAAUUUGAGGUUGAAUGUCACAUGUAGAAAUGUGCGGUUAUGGACAUCUGGUAGAACAUCUUUCAGUUAUGUCUUCAUAAACCAUUGUCCCAUUACUUGCUGAUUAGACACAACUGCAAAUACUGUUCCAAGUUCAAAUUUUGCAUCUUUUUGUUGUUGUGUUCACUUCUAUGGACCCCUCAAGCUAACUUUUUAACAGCUAACUGUGAGGUUCUCAGUUGGCAUAUUUUCCUGUUAUGACUUGUGGAAUGCAGAUUAAAAAUGAAGAAGCGGAUACAGGGUGUUUAAAACGGUGUUGAGCUGUCAGUUCCUCCAGCUUGUAUUCUUGAGUGUUGGUAUUGGAAAUCCAAGCAAACAUGUUUUCUUCGGCAGUUAGUUUUUUUUAAAAGUAUGUCUGGUUCACAUCGUUUUUAACCUUGAUUCUUAAUUUUUUGACUGUUAGCAAUGUAGUUUUAAAAAUGAGAAGAAUACCUGCGUUCCAUGCUGAAAGGUGGUGUUUUGGUUACCAUGCUUUGUUCAGUGGGACAUAUUGACCUUGACACUUGAAUGUGCAGCUUCUGAAACCUGUACUUUUUUCAACAUAUGUGAAAGAUGACUUACUGUACAUUUCUAAUGGUGAAUAUAAUAAAGUGUAAUUUCAGAAAAAUGUGAA